Toxotes jaculatrix (banded archerfish) is the source of this 6383-nucleotide messenger RNA. RefSeq names its product trafficking protein, kinesin binding 1a (gene trak1a). The record is from RefSeq and is a predicted model, not a curated record. Gene Ontology annotation, cellular component: dendrite. Lineage: Eukaryota; Metazoa; Chordata; Actinopteri; Toxotidae. The transcript is spliced from 15 exons. Gene Ontology annotation, molecular function: GABA receptor binding. Bases 273 to 3599 code for a protein of 1108 amino acids. Gene Ontology annotation, biological process: neurogenesis; endosome to lysosome transport; anterograde axonal transport of mitochondrion.
CUUUGAAACACAUACAGCAGACACUACAUGCUACUUGAUGCACAAUGGAGUGUUUAGAGAGACAGACUACAUGCACUAUACACACACUCUCUCUUCUAAGUAAGAAAAGCUGAAUAGAUGUGUACUUUCACAUCUAGGCACGCACACUUUAGGUAUUGAUUCAUAGAUUAAAACACAUCACACCCACAAAUGCACACAGCGCAAGCAGGAGCCAUGCUGUUGCAUCUGCAGCCUGUGUGGUUUACUGCUUAGCCACAGUGCCAGAGCGGGUUAUGGCACUGCUCACAUCUGCUGAGGACGAGCUGGAGUACUCCUACCAGGGGGAUGAGGAAUAUGUUUGUCUGCCCAGUAAUGGAAGAACAGAGCAGGAGGAAGAAGGGGAGGUUGUGGAAGAGGAAGAGGAGGAAGAGGAGUAUGUCUGUCUUCCCUGUCAUGGAAGUACAGAGCAGAAGGAGGAAGAGGAGAUGGAUGAAGAAGAACAAGUUCUGUGUGAAGUGUUGUGUGCUGACAGAGUGGGCCAGAUGACGAAGACCUACAGCGACAUUGACGCCGUCACUCGACUACUGGAAGAGAAAGAGCGCGACUUGGAGUUAGCGGCUCGCAUCGGACAGUCGCUGCUGAAGAAAAACAAAGCGCUCAGUGAGAGAAACGAAUUGCUGGAAGAGCAAGUAGAGCACAUACGAGAGGAGGUAUCUCAGCUGCGUCAUGACCUGUCCAUGAAAGAUGAGCUGUUACAGUUCUAUACCAGCGCUGCCGAGGAAAGCGAGGGAGAGUCUACCACCUCCACGCCUGUGCGUCCCAGUGAAACCAAUGUGUCAACUCCAACUUUUUUCCCCCUGGACUCCUUGCAGAAGAAACUCAAAGAUCUGGAGGAAGAAAACAAAUCGUUGCGAUCUGAGGCCAGUCAUCUGGAGACAGAAACUAUCUCCUAUGAGGAAAAAGAACAGCAACUUGUCAAUGACUGUGUCAAAGAACUACGUGAUGCCAACCUGCAGAUUUCCUCUCUGGCUGAGGAGCUGGCCAGGAAGACUGAGGACGCCUCCAGACAGCAGGAGGAGAUCACACACCUCCUCUCUCAGAUAGUAGACCUCCAGAAGAAGGCCAAGCUGUAUGCUGUGGAGAAUGAAGAGCUGACUCAGCACUUAGGAGCAGCCAAAGACGCCCAGCGACAACUCACUGCUGAGUUGCGGGAGUUGCAAGAUAAGUAUGCAGAGUGUAUGGAGAUGCUUCAUGAAGCUCAGGAGGAACUGAAGAACCUGAGGAAUAAAACUCUACCACUCAGCACACCGAGGCGUUUCCACUCUCUGGGCUUGUUCCCGAUGGACUCUCUGGCUGCAGAAAUAGAGGGCACCAUGAGGAAGGAACUUCAGAUGGAUGAUCCAGACGUAGAAGAACAGAGGCUGCACCCAAAGCGAGUGUUCCAGACAGUGAAAAACCUCAACCUGAUGCGUCAGCAGCGUUCAUCUCUAGCCCCCUCCCCUCUCAACAUCCCAGGCUCCAAUCAGACGUCAUGCUUCACCUCAGGGCGCUCCAGCAGGGUGGGCACGCCCCGCUCCAACUCCAUUUACGGCAGCGAGACGGGAAGUGGGAUCAUCCUGGACAACAGGACUAGCAGCAUCAUGGAGAGUCCAGACGACGGGUCAGAGGACUCUAACAAGCGGCCCCCUGGUACCCCAGGGACUCCGGGUAGCAGGGACCUGGAGGCAGCCCUGCGGCGUCUGUCCCUCCGCCGUGACAACUACCUCUCAGAAAAACGCUUUUUUGAGGAGGAGAGGGAGAGAAAGCUGGCUUACCUGGCCAAAGAGGAUGAAAAAGGAGGUGGGGAGAGUAGCAGAGGCCCGGGGACCCCGACCGAGAGCCUGUUGUCGCUGUGCUCGCAUCCCUCCUUCGGAAGUGUGUGGUCGGGAUAUUCCUUCACGGCGAGAUCCUACCUGCCGGAGAAGCUGCAGAUUGUAAAGCCGCUAGAAGGCUCUGCUACACUCCAUGCAUGGCAGCAGCUGGCUCAACCCCACAUGGGUGCUCUGCUGGAUGAUCGGCCUGGUGUGGUCACGAAGGGCUUCCGCACUUUAGCACACGAGCAGGGACAGGAAGACAGCUGGCAACUGGACCAACCAGAGGAGGAUGAAGUCUCAUGUGACUCGUUUAUUGGCUUGUCGGAGGAAAGUGCCGCUACUUUUGACCUGCCCUCUACCUCUACUCCCUCUGUCUGCUGUAACAAAAAUGGCGACACUGAUGAAAAUAGCCAGUUGGAAACAUUGCACGGAGAAAUGUGUGCGGCUAACGAAGCAAUUGAAGGAAAAGACGGACUUAUUGGGAACAUGCCCCUUUCCUUAUCCAGCCUCUCCCAUUCUCCUCUCCCCUCUUCUUCUGAGAUGAUGAACGGGCACGUGGAUCUCAAGGAGCUCCAGGCCUUACAGCCUGCCACAGUGGAUCACAUGCCUGUUAAUUUCCCAGGGAAGUGUAUGUCCCACACUAGCUCCACAUACACCUUCACCACCUGCAGGAUUCUCCACCCCUCUGAUCAGCUGACCUCUGUGUCCCCAAGCCCAGCUAUAGCCUCUUGUUACAGCAGUGCUUAUGUCGGCACCCCUACCUCCACUGCCUCUCCUAUACCCUUCUCUGCCCCAACUACGCCUUCCUAUACCCCCUGCUGCACCCCACGCCGCCUCUCCCUGUCUCUUUCCCUGGCUGAGUCCUCCACCAACCUUAGGGACUCCACCAAGACCACCAGUACCUCUCUAGGCCUGGUGCGGCUCUUGCUGGAGCACGGGAUCUCUGCGUCGGUGUAUAACCCCCGAAGCUGGGACCGGGGUUUGGUUCCCAGUGGAGCUUCGACACCCGAGGGAGGAGCGCAGGCGCACAGGUGCACCGACACACCAGGAGAGACUGAGGUCAGACGGGUGGGGAAACGCCCAGACACCCUUCUCCUCCAGCCCUCCACCCCACCCAACUCCCCUCGCUCCAAAUCUGCCUCCUCUACCACCACCCAUCCAGUUUUUCAGUUCAGCCCUUCCACUGAAGACCCUCCAUACUAUGACACCUUCCUCGCCUCUAAACCAGCUCGCACCAUUCUGAGGGAAGUGCUGGGGGAGGCAGAGAGGGAGCGAGGCGACCAGACAGACGACGACAGCCAAACAGAGAUGCUGAACCUGCGACUUGUGGACAAACUGAAACGUUUCCGCACCCUUUCCCCUCUUACCGCUUCGGUUUCAUCUGGGAAUACUCUUUUAGCCCCCUUUGGCUCCACUGGACUGGGGAACAGUGCUCUGGGUGGGGGGCUUCCAGGAUUGAACGCAGGACUGAGGAGGAAUCGAAGCUAUCCGGCCAUGGUGGGGGCCAGUAUGGCUAUGAAAGACCCAGGAGGUGCCCCCAGCACAGAGAUACUUAUACCACAUACCAUGCAAACCACAACUACACAACACACAGUGAACACGCAAGAAAUGGGCAAAGUCCAAACAAAUCACACACUGGUCGCAAAACCCAUACACAUACCACAGACACUACAUGCACUGGAAACAGUCACACCACAGACAAUAAUACAGAGACACACCAGACCAACAAGUAAUGACCGACACAGUGAUGAUGACACUGUGACAUAAAGAGGUAAUAUUCAGUGUAUUAGCUCAUACUACCACACGCAAACUCACACACUCUACAGUACAACACUCUGACAUGACUACACGUGCACGCAAACACAGAUUUAUUUGCAAAAACCAAAUACCAUACACAACUAUACAACAGACAUCCCUCAGCUAUGGAGUAUCCCCAGACCAAACAAGUUCACAGAUGAACCAUACAGUCCACCUUUCCUAACCAGCCCACACACCAACUGAUUUAUCCAAACAAUCAUCAGUCUGAUCAACAUGAACCCAACAGAGCAGUGGUGAAUAAACCAGUAGUGGCUGAAACUGUUACACUGUGUCAUACUCAUAUACUGUCAGGCUAAAGAUGAUGGAGUACGUUGCCUUCCUGUGUCCGUUGUAACUGUAUAUUGUGUUCGCAAUAUACUGUGUCAUGUAUAGUAUAAUAUUAAAGGCCCAAUCUGGUGAGAGGACUGCAGAGCUUUCCCAUAAUGCAACUGUGUAUAGUCUCAUUUUCCUUCUCAACCUGAAUGACUCAACUUUUAAAAAAAAAGGGUAACAUGGAUUUAAAAUUUACUGUACUGACCCGAAUGUAAGAUCGUUUUGUUUUUUUCUUUAGAUUAUUUAUGAAGAAACGACUGCACAAGAGCACAUUCACUACAGCAGAUCUUACUUCUGCUGCAUCACGUCAUGUGUGGUUUGUAGCCUUAAUGUCGCUCAGCUAGCAGGUUUUUACCGUCACACUGCAACAGAAAAAUCGACAGAAAAAAAACUGCGAAUGGGACGCACAACAAACUAGGUGUUCAGUCUGUGAUACAGGUUGGCAGGAUGAAGGAUAGAGACUAAUGUCAAAGUCAACCAAAGCAAAGUCAAAACAAACUCAUCUAAAAACAUUUUCAUCUUAUAUUCGGGCCACUAUGGUAUUUUGAAGCCUUUAAUUGUUUGUGUCUGCAUUGUAUUGCACUGAAGUGAAAUGGAAAUUAAAAUGUCACAUUCAGUGACAUCGGCACUAGAGAUUAUUUUCUACCAGCAGCUCCUUUUUCUCUGUAUGUAUGUAAUAUGUAGAGGCCAAGAAAAAAAAAAUCUGGAUUGGGGCUUUAAUGUGUCCUCUCGCUGUGACCGAAUGUUCUUAUGUGCCUAAAAACAGCUGACAUACUGUAUCUCAUUUCAUUAUGGGUUUGCAUUUGUUUUAUUUGAUGAAUAUUUUAAGUUGCGUUUUGUUAGAGGGAGUAAAUGAGAAUAACUGUGCAAAUUAAUUUAUUGGUGUCUGAACCUGCUGAGGGAGCCCCACGCAUGCUCAAUUAUGUUUGUGACUAUUUUUGGCUCUUGGGUGAAGUUUGGGUGAAGCAUCCCCUGUGAUUAGGAUCCACAGGAACAUGUAGCACAUAAAGAGCAAUACAGAUCAGGUUCCGCUGUACAGAUACCUGGUAAAACACUGAUUGUUUGUUUAGAUUUUCUCAUUUUGAAAAAAUUUCCAUACUCAUCUAGUCAGUGUAAAACAAGUUUGAGAAGGAUUCAAAUGACAUGACGUGGGCACAAACAUCCUAAUUCGACACAGUGCUGAUGGGAAAGUCUGCCACAGGCACUGCUGCACCCCGAGCUUUCACUCAAAACCAAAGUUACACCCACAUAAAAAGUGGGUGGGACCACGACGGCACAGAAUUGAAGCAUGAAGUCUGCUUGCAAAAGAAAUUUCAAUCAGAGAUUUGCUUUAUUUCCGUAUUGCUGGUGUAAGCUAUGAUAUGCAUACAUAACAAAUGAUGCCAUUUUAAUUUAUUUUGUCAAAAUCAAACAAGCGUGUGGGUGAAAAAAUGUAAAGCAAUAUUAGGCAUUAUGAGACUGAAUGUAAUUGUAGAAAGAGUGACUUCAGACUUCAGUGUCCAAAUGAUGGUUUUAAGAACAGGAGACUGAGCUUUUAUCACACUUUGUUGCUGAAGGGAAGUUUUUGGUCCUGCCUGAUGAAUGAAAAGGACAAAAUGGCUGGCUCUGAUGCUGGCAGUGAUUUACUGAAAUCCUUAAUGAUUAAGGGAUUAAACUUGCAAUGUUAUCUAGUGAGAGAUUAAUGAUCAUUGACUAUAUUUAUUAAAUACUUGGAUUAUUAGAGGCACACCUAUAACUGAAUAUCCACUGUAUAUGUUUGAGUGUAGGACGUUUUUAUUUAUAUUUUAAACUGUCACGCUGACAUUUUGAAACAUUUUUGAUUGGACAGUUUUAUGUCAUUGUGGUCACAUGAUAAACAUUUCUGUGGCACUUAAGAGUUAAGUGGCUUUAUAGAAACAUUUCCGUUUAAAACAAUGGGUACAGUUAGUUGUCUACCAGCUUACUUCAUAACGGCUGCACAUUUGGGUGAAUAGGAAAAAAACAAAAAGACAACAAUUCACAGUAUUUAAUAAUGAUACCAAGUGCCAAGACUGACGAGACAUGUUGGUGUGUGUUUGUGUGUGAGCUUCUUUUUCUGUGUGUCACUUGAAUCAUCUGAAUGUAAGUUAUUACAAACAGUAAUCCUGCUGUAGGGCCAUACAUUUGUGUAUAGUAUGUUGAUUCAUCUUUAUUAGUUUGUUUUAACCUCAAAAGGGGGACUAUUAUUACAUUGUAAAAUGUAUGCAACACAACACAUAUAGCCAUGCUAAUUUUUUUUGUUUCUUUUUUAAAUAAAACUGUAACAGUAGAGGAAAAAGACAGGAAAUUUAGUUGUUUAUUUUGAGUAAAGAGGGAAAGAAACUUUUCUGUUCAGGGACUGAAGUGUUCUAUUCUACAGAACAGACUGUACUGUCAAUAAGAAAAUAAAUACAUAAAGACUGA